AUGGCGUUAGCCAUCAAAGUAAUCGAGCAGAUUAAUGAGCAGCUUAUGUGCGCCAUUUGCCUCGAACGCCUGACGUCGCCGUUGUUUCUGCAAUGCCUUCACACUUUUUGCUCUCAGUGUUUGCACAGAAUCGUUAAUAAUGACCCUACGCCCAUAAUCACCUGCCCGACGUGCCGAGCCGAGACCCAACUCCCAGAAAAAGGCGUUGAUUACCUGAUGCCCAACUUUUUUGUCACUCAAAUGUUGGACUUGGUGCAACAGAAAUCUGAAGAGCUGAAAAAAGAAAUUCGUGAGAACAAAAAAUGCACAGCCUGUGAUAGCACAAAAACGGCUGAUAUCGCAACUUCGAGAUGCAUAGACUGCAGCAGGGAUCUGUGCACUAGCUGCGUUGCAGAACAUAAGCGUGCCCACGCCACGGUCGACCACAGAAUCAUUGCAACCAGCGAAGACGACGAUACUCAGGAGUCGCAGGAGCUGGAUAAGUACUGCUUGUCGUUUUGCAAGUACCACACAAGAAAUGUGAUCAAGUAUUUUUGUAACACUUGUGACGAUGCAAUCUGCAGAGUCUGCACCAUUCUCGAGCAUAGGGAACACCAAUUUGUGUACCCCAGAGAAGCACUACCUGCCAGACGAGGAGCUAUCGCAGACUUGCUUGAACAAGUUAAGUCGCGCAUGCCUCAGUUGAGGAAAACGCUGACCGAAGUCCGGGAAAUGUCAAAGAGGCUGACAGAAUGCAAGGAAGCCAUUACCAAAGAAAUAUGUGAAAAUACGCAAGCAAAAAUAGAGGCGUUGCGAGGGGGUCAGAAAAGCCUGUUACAGAAACUUGAUGACAUCCACAUAGCCAAACAGAAAGUUCUCUGCUUGCAAAAGGAUAGCAUCGAGCUAGAGCUAGGGAAACUAUCUGGUUGUUGUGAGUUUGCUGAUAACGUCAUGAAGUUUGGCAACGAGGUUGAAAUUCUACAGAUGAAAGGGCGUUUAGAGAUCCUAAACGAUGUAAAGGUCAACUUUGAGCCAGAGGAAGACGACACGAUCCAAUACGUUCACGAUCCAGCAACGGCGACGGAUGUUUCCAAGUUACUCGGUAACAUUCGAUCAAGCAGCACCUUUGCCUCGAUUUCAUUCGCGAGUGGAGAUGGCAUUCAUACAGCGCGUGUCAAGAUGGAGACGACGUUUAAGCUGACCACCAAGGAUCGACAUGGCCAGAGGCAACAAGGAGGAGAUAGAGUGACUGUGGCCAUAACACAACCUGAUGGAACUCAUCUUCCAGCCUCAGUCAAGGACGAGGGUAUGUUUAUGAAUCCAGAUAUUGACUUUCAUCAAGGUUAUCAAAGGGUAUCACAACUCCAACAUAAGAAGAAUUAUCGUAAUCGUUCUAAUGAUUAAAAAAUAGCAAAACACUUCAAGAUAAAAGACAAAAAGGAGAAAGGCCAUAGGUAACCUGGGUUUUCCAAAGCUAGCAAAUAAAAUCAGCCUUACUCGCAGUAAAAGUUAGGUAGAUUCUCUUGGCGAUUGAACUGUGGAAGCCAGGAAAACUGGCGGUCAUGUUGCGUGCGAUUAAAAUACAAAUUGUAACAUUGAGUACUUUAUCGAGUGAAAAGUACAGCACUAAUUCUGCGUUAGAUGGAUCGCGCUCAGUCGGCAUGGGCCAGGAUGUGUCGCUCUCCUUCUCUAAGGUCGUGUCCUGUUCUAGUUGAAAUGGAAGGUCACGACAGAGCAAGCGGGCUAUGACAUCAUAUCCCGUGAGUCAGUGAGCAAACCCCAAACAUAGAAAAAUCAAAACAGAAACACGGGGCAAAAUAUUUAACUUGAAUAACUUGUAUGUAAUUUCGUUACAUAAUUUAUGGUUUCCUGCCUUUCUCUAUCUAGGGGACGGGACAUAUAUUGUGUCUUACAUGCCAGAGGUGAAUGGCAAACAUGAAGUGUCUGUUGCCAUUCAGGAUAAGCCAAUCAUGGGCAGCCCCUUCACUGUGGUCGUUAUUAACCGGCGCGAAUACUCUGAUGUUGGCGCGACGCUUCUUCGGUUUGGCCAGUAUGGCAGCAAGAAGCGCGAGUUCAAAUCCCCGUUCGGGGUUGCGGUAGACCACGAGAGUUACAUCUACGUUGCCGACAGUUACAACCACCGCAUUCAGGUCUUUGGUCCUAGGGGAGAGUACGUUACCCAGUUUGGUUCGCACGGAGAGCGCAAAGGCGAGUUCAAUUGCCCGACAGAUGUUGCCAUCGACAGCAAAGGAAGGAUUAUCGUCUGUGAUAAUGGGAAUAAUCGAAUUCAAGUCCUUAAUCGCAACGGCGGAUUCAUUGGAAAAUUUGGCCGUGAAGGUACUACCAAUGGCUUUUUCAAGUCUCCCUGGGGGGUGGCGACUUCCAAGAAGAAUGACAUUCUUGUCGCCGACAUGGAAAAUCAUCGAGUUCAGGUUUUCUCACCGGAAGGGAAGUUUGUGUCAAAGUUUGGUUCUUACGGUUGUGGUUCUGAGAACUUCAACUCCCCGUGUUAUCUGCUAGUUAAUCCUGAAAAUGAACACAUUUUCGUAUCCGACUCAAAAAAUCACCGCAUUCAAGAGUUCGAUAAGAAUGGGAAAUUUCUGCGACAGAUUGGGAGCCAAGGAUCAGGGGAGGGGCAAUUUUCGCAUCCACGUGGAUUGGCUGUCGAUAUCGUUGGCAAUCUUGUGAUAGCCGAUAUGGGAAAUCACCGCUUUCAGAUCUUGACCGCGAAAGGUAGAUUCAUUAAGGAAGCUGGGUCCGAGGGAAGUGGAGAUGGACAGUUGUCCUUCCCAGAAAGCGUUGCGAUUAUGCCCAAUAGCGGCUAUAUUGUUGUGUCUGAUCUUAGCAAUAAUCGAUUGCAAGUCUUUUAA
Porites lobata is the source of this 2849-nucleotide messenger RNA. The record is from the annotation of a GenBank genome assembly. Lineage: Eukaryota; Metazoa; Cnidaria; Anthozoa; Scleractinia; Poritidae.